UGCAAGCUUUCACCCGCCUCAGGAAGGCCAGGAACGGGGUGGGGUGCUCUGGUACCCCGUGGUCCGGCCAGGCUGUGAACUGGAACUGCCUCACCUCCCUCUUCUCACUCGAGCCGUUCUGAACGUGGACCAGAAGGAAGCUGAAAAAAGCCAAGAUCAGGACCUGGACUCAGCAGGGCCUGAAGAGAGUAGCAGCGAGCAGGAGAAGACGCUUCAUGUUCGCGCUGCUAAAAGAGGCUGGAGGAGAUGUUUGUCAGAUGAAUUUACAGCGUGGACCGGGCUCACAGGAUUCUGGAGCUGCGUAGAUAAGGGAAUCAAAGGGACGCUCACAAAGAGGCAUCUUAAUAAAGACGGACGGACGAGACACACGCCGCCUUGGGGAGACGGAGACUUGGGGAUAGGAGAACGUUACUGUCAACUCGUGUGACUCUGCAAGGAAUGAUCGAUGGCGAGCUGGAAGCUGAGCAGCCGUAAAGACAGACACUAUAGACUAGACAAGGCCCAGAAAAACAGAACUGCGGCGGCCAUUGUGGUGUGGAAAUCAAAUGCUCCUAGUGACCUCCAAGUGACUGCUGGAACGGCUCUGAGGCUCACGAGGUUCACGAGAGGGCGAGUCUGGUUCAGAGUCAAUCCUGGGACGACGAAGCGACAAAUGUGCACAUCACUGACGGAGCGCUCUUUUCAACGGCGCCGUUUCCUUCCUGACGCCUUCAGCGAGUGGAGAGUGGAUCCUUCCCUCCUGCAAUCAGCCCAGUGUCUAAAGCGUGCGGUGAGGAGGAACGUGAUGCAGCUGAGCGCGGACGAGAAGCGCCGGUUCGUGAGCGCGCUGGACCAGGCGAAGCGCACGGUGCACCCGGACCUGGUGAUCGCCACGCGGCGCUACGCGGAGAUCUUCGGGCCGGACGGGAACACGGUGCAGUUCGAGAACGUCACCAUCUACAACUACUUCGUGUGGUCGCACUACUACUCCGUCAGCAAGACGUUCCUGGGCGCGGGCCAGGCCAGCUUCGGGGGAGUGGACUUCUCCCACGAGGGGCCCGGUUUCCUCACGUGGCACCGGUUCCAGCUGCUGCAGCUGGAGAGGGACAUGCAGGACAUGCUGCGGGACCCCGCCUUCGCGCUGCCCUACUGGAACUUCGCCAUCGGAGGCAGCGCCUGCGACAUCUGCACGGACGACCUCAUGGGAGCCAGGAGCAGCUUCGACAUGAACUCGCUCAGCUCCAACUCCAUCUUCUCCCAGUGGAGGGUGGUCUGCGAGAGCGUGGACGACUACGACACGCUGGGGACCGUGUGCAACAGCACUGAGACGUCCCCCAUCAGGAGGAACCCGGCGGGGAACGUCAACCGACCCAUGGUGCAGCGUCUGCCGGAGCCCAAGGACAUCGCAGACUGCCUGCAGGUCGGCACCUUCGACACCCCCCCCUACUACUCCACGUCCUCCGAGAGCUUCAGGAACACCAUCGAAGGGUACAGCGCCCCCCAGGGGAACUACGACCCCAUCGUGAGGAGCCUCCACAACCUGGCCCACCUGUUCCUGAACGGAACCGGGGGUCAGACCCACCUCUCCCCCAACGACCCCAUCUUCGUCCUGCUGCACACCUUCACUGAUGCCAUAUUUGAUGAAUGGCUGAGGAGACACAGUCCAGAUUCUAAUGUGUACCCUGAAGAAAAUGCCCCCAUUGGACACAACAGGGGCUACAACAUGGUUCCCUUCUGGCCUCCGGUAACUAACGCUGAGAUGUUUGUGACUGCGCCCGAAAACCUGGGCUACUCGUACGAAGCCGAAUGGCCAGCUCAGCCCUUCACGUUGACCGAAAUCAUCACCAUGGCGAUAGUGGCCGCCCUGGUGGUGGUGGCGGUCAUCUUCGCCGCCACCACGUGCGCCCUGCGCGCCCGCUCCUACAGGAUGGAGGGCCACCAGCCGCUGCUGGGCGACCAGUACCAGCGCUACGACGACGAGAAGAGCCAGUCUGUGGUGUGAGACCCGGUCCGUCCUCGCCGCCGGCGCCGCCAGCGCCGCUUCCUGUUCCCGUUCGGAGCAGCGCGCGUAGAUCUAAAUAAUCAUUUCUUGUCUUUGUAUUGCAAUUGUUUUGUUUUUUGCCACGUACCUGAAACGCUUUACCGGCGGAAAAAGGGUGAUGAAAUAAAGUGAACGUGAACGAGUGGCGUGAGGCGACGCCGCCAGGGUCCAGUCAGCGCCAGCGAAGUAGGAGAAAAGAAUGUAGAAUCUGUAGAAAACUUCUUAAAGCAAGAAGUAAUGACAGCAAUGAAAAUGGAUUCAUCUGCAACGUGCAACAUAGUUAUGAACUAACACUUUCUCUAAACUCAGCUGUGAUGUUAGAUGAAGUCCAAUGAUGACGCUAUUGACAAAUCGCCACCAGGGGGAGCACGAGUUCAACCUUUAAACCGGCGCCUGUUGAGAGACGCCUUCACGUGUUAUUACAGACGGUGUUUUGAUAAGAGAUAAGCAGAUGAGUGAUAAUUAGGAAUGUAGCAACGUGCAGAAUAUCAGACAGUCGUAAUUUCGACAUUGUGCAACUUGUUUGUCAUUUUCUACUGAAUCUGUGUGAAAUGGUCACUAAUGUGUUCACAUUUCUGAUUUUUACUGGAUCUGGAUGCGAGUUAAAUCAUAUUACAUGAUUAAAUUUGACACCACAACACUA
This is a messenger RNA of Betta splendens (Siamese fighting fish), 2663 nucleotides long. RefSeq names its product 5,6-dihydroxyindole-2-carboxylic acid oxidase-like. Gene Ontology annotation, biological process: melanosome organization; melanocyte differentiation. The transcript has 14 exons. The record is from RefSeq and is a predicted model, not a curated record. Bases 446 to 1981 code for a protein of 511 amino acids. Gene Ontology annotation, molecular function: oxidoreductase activity. Lineage: Eukaryota; Metazoa; Chordata; Actinopteri; Anabantiformes; Osphronemidae. Gene Ontology annotation, cellular component: melanosome.